Podarcis muralis (Common wall lizard) is the source of this 4557-nucleotide messenger RNA. The record is from RefSeq and is a predicted model, not a curated record. Lineage: Eukaryota; Metazoa; Chordata; Lepidosauria; Squamata; Lacertidae.
CGUGCCGGCGGCCCGCCCACUUCUCCAUCUGGCUCAGUCAGUCGCAGCCCGGCCUUCGGCGAAGGAGGAAGCGCCGCGGAGGCUAACCUACCCCACAGGAUCGUUGUGAGGAUAAAAUGGGGAGCAGGAAGAGCCAUGUGCUGCCUGGAGGACAGUUCUAACCAUUUAUCAUGUGGGCGACAUGCUGCAACUGGUUUUGCCUGAACGGGCAGCCCGAGGACAUCCAGCACCGCCCGCAGCAGGGGACCCGCGCGCAAGCCUACGCCAACGCCGGCUACAGCUCCUUCCCUUCGCCCACCGGCCCUGAGCAGGGCUGCAAAGGCUGUGGGGCCCGUUUCAGCAACACCACCCUUAAGCACACCUGCCUAGACUGCAAAAAGACCUUCUGCCUGGCCUGCUCGCACCAGCCGGAGAGCGGCCCCUGCCUCUGCCACCUCUGCGAGCGGUUCCGGGCCACAGCCUUCCAGCGGGAGGAGCUGAUCAAAAUGAAGGUGAAAGACCUGCGGGACUACCUGGAGCUGCGGGAGAUCUCCACCGAAAUGUGCCGCGAGAAGGACGAGCUGGUCUGUCUGAUCAUCGGCCAGCAGCCCGCUGUGGGUCCCCAGGGAGACAGGACUGCCCGGGUUCCUCCGGUGACAAUCGUCUCCCAUGUCCAGGAGCAAGAGGCCCCUGCACCUACCUCACCGGACUGCCCUCCUGAGUGGGCUGCGACAGACCCUGCCUUGCAGACUGAGGAGCAGCCACAGGCAAAUGGGCAUGUCUUACCGAGCCAGGGCGACAUGGCGGAAGUCGAGAAUGCAGUGGAAGCACUGACCGAGGAGGAGACACAGUCCACCGACUCUGAGGAUAACCUAGUUCCGGGGCGGAGGGCAUCUCUCUCUGACCUGACAAGUGUGAGAGACAUUGAUGCCCUCUCCGUAAGGCAGCUGAAGGAAAUCCUCGCUCGGAACUUUGUCAACUACAAGGGCUGUUGUGAGAAAUGGGAGCUGAUGGAGAGAGUGACCCGCCUGUACAAAGAGAAGGACCUUCAGCAGCUGGUUUCUGAUACGGAUGAUCAAGCUGCUCCAUCUGGCAACGCCACUCUCCCUGGCUCGGAGGACAACCUCUGCAAGAUCUGCAUGGACUCCAUCAUUGACUGCGUCCUCCUGGAGUGUGGCCACAUGGUCACCUGCACCAAGUGUGGGAAGCGCAUGAACGAGUGCCCCAUCUGCCGGCAGUACGUGAUCAGAGCUGUCCAUGUCUUCAGGUCUUAAGGGCUUUGUCCGAAGCAGGGCGGAAUAUCGUCUUAGAAGACUCACCCCACUGUGACGGAGAGCUGAUGGGUCCCAGCUAUCCAGCCCCUCCUUCCCUCCAUUCCUAAGGCGCCCCCUUACAGGUGAUGGGCGAGGCAAGGGAUGGAGGAACUGCAAAAAGACUCAAGAGCUGUGAUAGGCUGGGCUCCCCCCUCCCCACACACGUACGAUACUGUACAUUAUACCGCAGUGCCUGGAGAGCUGGAAAUCCUCAACAGAUCUCGAAAGUGAUGCGCCGUUCCUCCCUCUCUCUGUUUGCUUGCAACAGGGCAUCAACAAAAGGCGUGGCUUUCCCCCAGACGUUGAGGCUCUUCCCCUCUGGAGUGAAUAAAACAAGGUGGUCUAAAGAGGAAGAGAUAACUCGCUGCUCUCAGUUCUCUCCUCUUUUCUCUAAAGAGGCCAUUUACAGGGACAUCGGCGUUUUCAUUUCUGGGACUUGUUCCUCUUUUCAAAGCGUUUUUACAUUUUUUUGGUGAAACAAAACACAAGGACCUCUUCGGUUUGUUCGCUAGCCUUGCAGGUCAGGCUAAAUGCUGCCUUGGAUGCAUAAUCCAAGCAAAUGCGUGGCUUCCUGGCGGCCAUGGUGAGGAACGUCCCUCCCGUUCAUGUAAGGUGGGACUGGGAGCGGAUUUGCAACUGUGAAGGAGACAUUUCAGUCCAGUGUCUUGGCACAUGAGUGUCUUUGGGGCUACUUCCUUGCGUUUCACAAUUUUUUGUUUACCACCCCCUUCCUGUGAGCAAGCACAGUGGUCUUUGCAGAGCCCUGGGUUUACUUGUAGAAUUAGUUAUGUCUUCUGUUCUGUGUAGGAAAGGAGGGCCCAUACCCUUUGGAAUAGACCUUGACCAGAGCAGUUUCAUUUUGGGGAGCGGUAAAACCAGUCACCUCGUUCUGAUGUGUCUCUGAACUCCCCCAAGGCCCUUGUGCGCUGAUAAAUCAUGAUAUUAGUGUGAGUAGACAGUUAUGAGAUUAUUUUGUUGGGUCUCUGGCGACUCUCCGCUAUGAAACUGGAAUGGACAAAUUUCUCAUCAGCGUACUUCAGGAGGCUGAAGACUGCGUGCUAGUUGGCUUUUUAUUUUUUUAAAUGCUUGUUUUGCCUUAUGGAUGCCAAACCAUGGCAUCUCAGUUGCCUGUUUUGAGAAGGCAAGCCCAUUAGCCAUCUGCUGGAGUGCUGGCUCAAUUUGGAAGAGAGGACUUUGCCAAUGGCAGGGGAGAUUCCUGCAGGUAAGGGCCCCUGCCCUUUUACCCUGAAAUCAGCUCUCGAGUGCCGCUUCAUACAUCGCCCAGACGGCAGCCUCUGGUUUGUCAAUUCCCCUGAACAUGGACUUUUUUAAUAAUACAAGCAGUUGCCUGGAGGAGACAGAACAAUAUCCCCGUCUUAAGGAGAGCCCAUCUUCUUACUGUUAAUGGUGGAGCCUCUCCUCAGUAACUCUCAGACAUGGGUUUGGAAAUAUCCAGGGAGCAGCAGCUCUGUUUACACACAUUCUCUGCCUUUCUCUCCCCUGUGGUUCGAAAGCCUUAAACAACAAUGGUACUUUUUCUUCUGCUUGUUCUUUCCCUCAGCAGUGUCUUAACUCUCAAGUGGACCCAGUGGCCUUUCUGGACCAAACUCCAGGUAUUUUAAGUGCCUCGCAGAGAUGAAGGGUUGCGGGGUGGGGGUUGAAUAAUAUAAACUUGCCUUAAACUUCUUGAGUCUUGCACCGUUACAGAAAGGGGCUUGCGGGAAAAGUGUUGGGCGUAAAAUGUGUAUGCAGAGUGGUUGAGUGGGGCUGUAGACAGCGUAUUGCUGCUGGUCUUUGCUUGCCUGCGGGUAGACAUGUCCAUUGUGGAAAAAGGCAGGCUACAUCCUUCCUUGUGGCAGCAAGGCUCACUCUCUCUCCCCUCCCUGAAUGCUUUAGUCUUCAUGGCAGCAUAGCCUUCUGAGGCACCAGACAGUCUUUCCAGAAAAAAAACAUGUGCAUGCACCAUGUUUGAUAUGCACUAUGAUGCCCCAUUCUUUCCAAAGAUCUGGCUUCUGAACUGGACCGUUUGUACCUGAAUUGUGGGCCUGCAAAAUGAUGGGACCCUCACCCCUUGCUCCUGGGUAGCACCUGCUGCUGGACAGAUGUGCUGUCUGCAUAUGCCUCUAUAAAUUUUGCUGCCAGCUUAGCCAGUACGGACAGUGAAGGGGGGAAAAGUUCUGCCUGGGAGCGAUUAAACCAAAGAACAACUUUAAUUGGCUGCUGCUUUAUUUACUCAAGGACUGGAAGAUUUUUAUAACUCACACACCUGUGCCUAGGGGGAGAAGAGCUAAUCUUGCUUGUUUACUUGCCUCAGCAAUGGAGCUGUACCAAAACAGCACACCAACAGACUACAGAUGUGCAGAAAAGCCUGAGCAUUCUGUUAUUUCCAAUUUUCACAGCUAGUGGUGGAAACCCUAUGUGAGCCAUUCUCCCUUUUGAUCUUCCAAAUUUCUUUUCCCUUUGUAGGAAAAGCCUUUGCCAAUUUUUCUGAUCCUAACUUCACUCUCCAAGCUCUGGAUGGGCUGACAAGCUGUGGGGAUGGAGUUUAUAUGGGGUUAAUGUUGCAGGAAAGCCAGUAUCAGAGAAUGAUACUUUGUAUGCACAAUUCUUCCUGCUCCCACCCUCAAACUUUGGAGAAGUUCUUAUGUGGUUGCAGUUUUGAGGAACGAUUUAAAAAAGAUCAAGGGGAUGAAUUUUGAUCAUUUGUAAGGGAGAACUAUCAGUAAGGAAUAAAUUUGGGAUAGAUGGGGAGGCAGGAAAGAGGCAGCUCGUUAAAUGAGGAAAAUGUAUUGGUUUACACACAUGGGUAAAUUAAGUGCAUUAUUAGAUUUAACAGGGAACUAUUUGUGUCUAGCAGUUAACUCUGGAAAGCAGAGCUAGAUACAGGAAGAGUGUGUGGUUGGAGAUGGGAAUUUCCCCACCCAUUCAACUUGCUUAUGUUUGUCUUGGUAACAAAGUGCACAAGUUGGUCUUAACUGAUCGCCCCUCCUUCCUUUGCUGCAAAGCUGGCUAUGCUUCCUGGGCUGUGAUCUGGUGAAAGUGAUGCUGGUUUGUGACUUGGCAGGAAGCUGCUGCCCUAAAGCUGUGGAAAAUAAAUUUCGUCUGAAAAGUUUUUUGUUUUUUUUAAUACAGCAAAUGUAUGCUUUGUUUGACCAGCGUGAAAGUUAAGUCUAUUAAUUGAGGCCUGUUGAACCACACACAGUUUCUUAACAGAUGGUGGAACUGAAUCCUGCCUUAUAAUUUUAUAAUAAAAUGGAAAUGCCUU